UGGUAAGAAAACAACCCGGAUGUUGUCGUCUGCUUAUUUACAAUGGCAACGGAGGGCGUGACCGAAUCGAGAAGGCGGGGUAAGGGGUGGUCAGAAGCGGAGGAGGUUUGUCUAAUCCAGGAAGUUGUUCAGCGAGAGCAACUGUUGUUCGGUGAAACAAAGGGAAGCGGUGUGAAGUCCAUCCAUCGACAGCGGACCGAUGGAUGGCAAAGUAUCACGGACAUCCUCAACACGUAAGUUGUUCAUAUGUUAUCGUUGUUUAAUAUCAUUUGCAGCAUGGUACGCUAUAUUAUCGCGAUAGUUAAGUUAUAAAUACGUCUUGCGCAAAGUGUUCAUUCAACUUUUAUGACACAGGAUUGAUCGAUGCUGGUUUUAUUUACUGUGUUCGGUAAAACAAAGUACCUGUCAUAACGAGUUAAAAAAGUAAGGGCGGAAGACAUGUAUUUUCAUGGGCUUUCCCCUCCACAAUUCCUUGACAGUGAAGAAGAAAACAUGUUCUGUAUAUUAAUUUUCAAAUUAUAUCUCUUCUUUUAUAUACUUUCAGAAGACACAUCAAUGCCAAAAGGGAGGCUUUGGAAGUGAAAAAGAAGUACUUCAAUUUGAAACAAAGAGCUAAAAGCAAGAUCGACGGCCUCAAAAGGUCAAUGGCUACAACUGGAGGAGGGCCUCCACUCCCAGCACUGUCCAACGCGGACGAGGUCCUUUCUCAGUCUUUGGAGGGGAGGCCAGGUAUUCAUGGCCUAGAACAUGGCAUUGACACUGAUGUCAUUCAUGAUGGCGAUGUAGCUGCCGCUGCACCAGAAGGUCUGCAAGGUGAAGCACAACACAUUGGUCAUGUUGAUGUGCACAUUGAUGAGCAAGACAACACAGCAGAGGGUACAUCAGAAGGAUCUGAACAAAAAGACCGGGCGCAAACGAAUAAGAACAAAAGCUGAGGCAAUCUAUGACAACACGAUACAGGACACAGAAAGGAUCAAACUUGAACAAAGGAAGCUGAAACUGGAAAUUGAAUUAUUAGAAAAAAAUCAAAAGAAAUUAGACAUUGAAAUUCAAAUGCUGCAGUGUAAAUCAGUCUACUACCAACUAAAAAUGAAUGCGGAAUUUGGUGUUUCUCUUGUCGAAUCAUGUCCAAC
This is a messenger RNA of Haliotis rufescens (red abalone), 1133 nucleotides long. RefSeq lists its product as uncharacterized. The record is from RefSeq and is a predicted model, not a curated record. The transcript has 5 exons. Bases 645 to 935 code for a protein of 96 amino acids. Lineage: Eukaryota; Metazoa; Mollusca; Gastropoda; Lepetellida; Haliotidae.